Molecule: messenger RNA, 2154 nt
Organism: Letharia columbiana
Lineage: Eukaryota; Fungi; Ascomycota; Lecanoromycetes; Lecanorales; Parmeliaceae
Exons: 4
Coding region: 1-2154 (717 amino acids)
Biological process (GO): DNA-templated transcription; regulation of DNA-templated transcription
Molecular function (GO): DNA binding; DNA-binding transcription factor activity, RNA polymerase II-specific; zinc ion binding
Source: RefSeq, a predicted model, not a curated record
AUGUCUGCGUUUCGAUCUUUGGCUCCCUCGAAUCAGCAAGCAGAAUCAUCUUCUUCCUCUUCUGCAAAAGUCAUCAACGAUUCGAGCACCGGCGGAGCUACUCCUGCUACCAGUGGGGGCACCAGCGGAGCAGCUGGAGGUGGUGGUGGUGGCUCUGGCAGUGGUGGGGAUGUACCUCAACGCAAACGGCGCACUGCCGGUAGCGUGUCCACUAUGGCCUGUACUCCUUGCAGGACGGCCAGGCAGAAGUGUGACGGGACCAGACCAAAUGUUUGCGGUAGAUGUGCAGCACGCAAACUGAGAUGCGUCUACGAGCCUCAUACCAAAACGCAUAAAGACGACCUCAUCAAGGAAAUCGAGAAUCUGCGACAGAAUAAUGCCAACCUUCAGGAUCACAACCGUGAAAUAAGAGACGACGUCCAUACUUUGGACGCAGACAACAGAAACUUACGGGAAGAAGGUGCCUGGCAAAAGACGAUACUGGAGACCAUCGGGAGCAAUGGCCACGACCGGGAGAUCAUCAGCAAACUUCGUAGGGGCGACUCGCACCAGUCCAUCGCUGAGUGGCUCCAUCGAGAAAAUCCAGACUUCGCACACGGCCUUGAAGCGCCAACCACUCACCGUAGGUUGAUCGAUGUAGUCAAGCUUUACGAAGCGCAAUGCCAGCAGGAUGACGGUCUGAGUCGCCAAAGCUCCAGUCCAUCAGCAGCAGAGAUCCCAUGGACCAAGGUCACCAUAAGUCACAAGCUCAUCGGGCACCUGUUCGAUCUCUACUUCACUUGGGUGCACCCGGUCCACAUGCUUUUCAGCGAAAUAGAUUUCAAACAUGACUUCAGGGAAAACAUGCACACCAACUGUUCAGCAUCCUUAGUCAAUGCCAUUUGUGCGAUGGGGUGUAACCUGCUCGAAAGUGAGGACGUUGGGGACAGACGUAACCGCAUAGAUGCAGCAACACUGCGAAAUGGCUUCAUGGACGAAGCUCGAGCAACCCUGGAUCCUUCCUCCUAUAGUUACAUGACCUCCGUACAGACGUUGGCAAUCAUGUUCCUAGUCGAAUUGAGUUCCGGCAAGGCGAGAAAAGCCAUCGGAUAUCUGAGAUCUGCAGUUGACAACCUGAAGACUAGCAAUGGACCUCAGCUCUCGGAAGAAGCGCACGAAAUCACAGUCUGGGGUCUCCAUACGCUCAAUACGGCUUGUGCUAGUAUCACAUAUCAGAAGCUUUACGCUCCGCCGAGGCCUCGAGAGGCUAUUUUCCGACACGUCAAUAUGGAUAGAGAUCACGCUCUGUGGCGUUUCUACCGACAUCCAGGUGAUGAGCGUGAACUUCCGACUCGACCAAGCUGUGCGAUCGUGGCAGCUUGCUAUCAAGCGGGGCUGUUCCGGAUUAUCGAUGAAAGUCUCAACCUGUACUGCGGUGCUCGAGGUAAUAUAUCAGCCGAAAAGUUUCUUGAAGUAUACAGAAGGUACAUGGACUGGAAGACGGACCUGCCGUCCGUGAUCGCGAACGUCGACGUGGCGGAUCAGCCCUUGCCGCAUAUACUGUAUCUUCACGUUCAAUAUCACACUGCUUUGGUGCAGCAUGUCAGCCCGCUUCUCCACUGCGGCUUGUUUUCUCCCGACGAUCAUGCUGAGUUGGUUCGUAUCGUUGUAUUCCACGCUCGAAGCAGCGUUGAACUCCUUGCACAUGCGAGACGCCUUUACUCGGCACGCUUUUCCAUGCCUCUGUUGACUUUUUGCCUUGUCCAUGUUUGUGAUGGUCUUGUGCGCUUUUCACCACAGGAGCCUCCAGCUUCAGAUACGGUGGCGUUCUGCCUGGAGGUAUUGCAGCAGACUAGUGCCGGAUUUGCGUUGUGCGGCCCACUUCAGUCACUCUUCUGCCAGACGGCUGAGGAAUGUGACGUACAACUCUCAGACGAAAUGAGAGCUAUCAUGGGUUCAUUCGACCACUAUGUUAUGGAUGACAUCCUGGAUACAUGUACCCGCUUAUCCUACACACAGCCGCUCGAUCAGAUUCUUCCUCGAAUCGACCCGGAAAUUGCCAAAGACUGGCCUGGAGAGUGGCAGCGACAGGUGGUGGCCGCGUUUGCACAGGGUCGGCGGGGUUCGAGUUCCAGUGGAAGGUAUAUGCAAAUUGGAAGCCUAUUGAACGACUGA